AUGUUAAAAAAUAUAGGAAGUAGACGAAAUAUAUCUUCGAGUCAUAGUCACAACGAAGCUUCCAAGUUGCAGAAAGAGGCGAUUGACAUCGUUAGUUCAAUUGAUCAAACAUCAUCAUCAAAAUGUCUGGUGGUAUCGCACGUGGCCGUCUUGCCGAGGAGCGAAAAUCAUGGCGCAAGAAUCAUCCUCAUGGUUUUGUGGCCAAGCCUGAAACGGCUAAAGAUGGCUCCGUGAAUUUGAUGGUCUGGGAGUGUAUUAUUCCUGGCAAGGCCGGGACUGAUUGGGAAGGUGGCUUUUUCCCACUUACUCUCCACUUCAGUGAAGAUUACCCGAGCAAACCCCCAAAAUGCAAGUUUCCGCAAGGUUUCUUCCACCCUAAUGUCUACCCUUCUGGAACUGUAUGCCUGUCAAUCCUUAAUGAGGACCAUGGGUGGAGACCCGCCAUUACAGUGAAGCAAAUUUUGGUGGGCAUUCAGGAUUUGCUGGACCAGCCUAAUCCUGCUGAUCCUGCACAAACUGAUGGGUAUCAGCUUUUCAUCCAGGAUCCUACUGAGUACAAGAGAAGGGUGCGACAACAAGCCAAGCAGUAUCCACCUUCUCUAUGAUGUAUGCUUGCGUUGUUGGAUAUGAUUUACUCAUUCGUAUCACCUGCAUUGUUCAUGUGUAACUCUCUGUGCAAAAGUGGAGCAGCUUAAUUAUUAGUAGUAAUUGAAUGUUUUCUUUGGGCAUAAUUGUUGCCUAUUUCUGUUAAGAAAUGUUUUUGUAAGAUGUUUGGAAUUGCUUCUGCGUUACUAUGGAUACCCUUGGGGAUGGAAUGAUUUAUGCUAACACUCUAUCGAGGUAAGAUUUGUUUUUCUAA
This is a messenger RNA of Mangifera indica (mango), 859 nucleotides long. RefSeq names its product SUMO-conjugating enzyme SCE1-like. Gene Ontology annotation, biological process: protein sumoylation. Gene Ontology annotation, molecular function: SUMO conjugating enzyme activity. The transcript is spliced from 6 exons. Gene Ontology annotation, cellular component: nucleus. The coding region runs from base 123 to 605 and encodes 160 amino acids. The record is from RefSeq and is a predicted model, not a curated record. Lineage: Eukaryota; Viridiplantae; Streptophyta; Magnoliopsida; Sapindales; Anacardiaceae.